AUGGAAAAAGUUCGCGCGGAAACAAUUCGAGAAUUUAUCACAAUGUACCCUGGUAUCACAGUCGCUGAAUUCAUUGAGAAACUUCGAGAAAGGUGGACUGAGCAUGUUACCCAGAUUUUUGAUCGAGAAAUUAGUAUGGUUGUGAUGGAGUAUAGAGAGGCUAUGAAAAUGAUUGUUGCAGAAGUGAAAAAGGCUGAAAUUUCAUCAUAA
Messenger RNA from Blepharisma stoltei, 210 nucleotides. NCBI's taxonomy places the organism in Eukaryota, Ciliophora, Heterotrichea, Heterotrichida, Blepharismidae. The record is from the annotation of a GenBank genome assembly.